Molecule: messenger RNA, 1140 nt
Organism: Colletotrichum godetiae
Lineage: Eukaryota; Fungi; Ascomycota; Sordariomycetes; Glomerellales; Glomerellaceae
Product: beta-eliminating lyase
Exons: 2
Coding region: 1-1140 (379 amino acids)
Biological process (GO): glycine biosynthetic process; L-threonine catabolic process
Cellular component (GO): cytosol
Molecular function (GO): L-allo-threonine aldolase activity
Source: RefSeq, a predicted model, not a curated record
AUGAUACCCGACGAUAAGAAAGCCUCUAUUCUCUGGGGCUCACCCCAGCAGACCGGUGCCGCCUUCGACUUCAGAAGCGACGUGAUCACAACCCCCUCCCUCACAAUGCUCGCCGCAAUAACCCACACAACCCUCUCCGACGACGUCUACUCCGAAGACCCCACAACCUCCCUCUUCGAAUCCUCCCUCGCAGCAACCUGCGGCCACGCCGCCGCCGCCUUCGUCCUCACCGGCACAAUGGCAAACCAACUCGCCCUUCGCACCCUCCUCACGCAACCCCCUCACGCCGUCCUCGCCGACGCCUCCGCGCACAUACUCCACUGGGAAGCCGGCGGCGUGGCGCACCUCUCGGGCGCCAUGGUCCAGGGGAUCCGGCCGCGCAACGGACUCUAUCUCACACUCCAAGAUAUCGAGAAACAUGCCGUCCUGACGGAUGACGUACACAAGUGCCCCACGCGGGUGGUGAGUAUCGAGAAUACGUCUUCAGGUGUCGUUGUUCCGCUGCUGGAGAUGAGGAGGAUCAGGGAGUGGACUUCCGCGAGGGGCAUUGCGGUACACAUGGACGGCGCGAGGCUAUGGGAAGCCGUCUCGGCCGGCGCGGGCAGCUUGGAGGACUUUGGACGGUGUUGUGAUGUGCUCACGCUGGAUUUCAGCAAGAACCUCGCCGCGCCGAUGGGCGCCAUGGUCCUUGGUUCCGCGGAGCUGAUGAAGCGUCUGCGAAGGAUGCGGAAGAGUAUCGGCGGCGGGAUGAGACAGGCCGGCGUCCUCGCCGCCGCGGCGCGGCAGGCCGUUCUUGAGAACUUUGGUCCCGGGACGAGGGAUGUGAGGGGCGUGUUGGAGAGGAGUCGUGUGUUGGCGGCCGAGGUCGGGAGGAUGUGGAUUUCUAGGGGCGGAGUGCUGCUGAAGCCUGUUGAGACGAAUAUGGUGUGGUUGGAUCUCCGGGGUUGCGGGGUGGGUGUCAGGCAGUGGAAUGAGGCUGGGAGGCGGAGGGGGGUCAAGUUGGAUGGGAAGAGGGUUGUGUUGCAUCAUCAGGUUGGGGAGGGCGCGAUGAGGUUGUUGGGAGAUGUGAUGGAUGAGGUUCUUGGGAGGGUUCGUGGAGUGUCUGCUGGAGUUGGUGGGUUGCCCAAGGCGAGGUUGUAG